AUGAACGUAGCCAAUGGUAAAACUGCCACCAAGCCAAUCACAAACGGAGCCUCGAGUACACCGCUCAGUGAAGUGACAUUCAACGGGACCACGAUCGAAUCGACCCAGACCAACCAAUCCAAUCACCAGUUCAGUGGAUUUGGUCUCUCCGAUCAUGCUUGGGGACCACCGCAAUCCGCGUCCCAUCGACGAAGGCGACCGGGUGUGGGUAAAAGUAACCCGGCAAUGCGAACAACCGUCUCCCGUCCUAGUGGUUUCAAUGCAGCUAAAUCCUAUGCCUCAACCGCUUCCACAGAAUCACCUACCAAUACAAACAGUUCUUCCGGUCCACUGCUAGCGAAAAAGCCCGCGAGUAUCGGGUCCCGCUCAGCGAUCUCAUCUUCCUCAGGAUUGGCCACAUCCACCGCAACAAUCACCGGGAGUACCACUGGUGUUACUCCACCGGUCACUACCACCUAUUCCGAUUCCAACAGUGGCACUGUGUUCUCACAGUCGAAAUCAGCUCAACCGAACACUUCGCCCAGUUACACGCUCACUCGUGGNGGUCGUGGUGGACGUUCGCAACAGCCUUAUUUGCUAAGCACUCCACCCUCUCACGCCCCAUGCGGGAAUCCGAUGGACUACGCGAAUUCAAACACCACGCUAUCCUACGCACAGUCCCCGCCAUCCAACACCACCGGGCUGACCGAGUACGCGAAAACGCUUCCGCCCGCUCCGGGAGGUGGUGGUGGUGGUGCCCUUAUGCGAGACCGAUCACAUUUGGUUUGGGAAUCCGAAAUGGAAAGGGAAGCAAUUCAGUCCGUGCUAUCAGCAAUCCCCGCACCUCAGGUGAGUUGGGCUCCAAUAUACGAUGUGGUGGUGGCACUACUGAUUGACUCCAUUCUGUCAAUACUCAAGUGGUACGCCUGUCGUUUCUAUUCAUAUUCAGUAGAUGUGUGGUCGAUCAUACGGGUUGUGAACAGGUAG
This is a messenger RNA of Echinostoma caproni, 966 nucleotides long. The record is from the annotation of a GenBank genome assembly. NCBI's taxonomy places the organism in Eukaryota, Metazoa, Platyhelminthes, Trematoda, Plagiorchiida, Echinostomatidae.